AUGGCCGGCACGAGGCGCGCCCGCUCGACCGUCUCGCCCGACGACCACGACGCCGACUCGCCCCCUCCCGCCAAGACCAAGACGCCGCCGGCCAAGCGCGCCCGCCGCAGCACGACCGAGGACGUCAAGCCCAAGGUCAAGCCCGAUCCGGAGGACGAGGACGACGGCGAGAUGGGCGACACGCGGUUCCGCGUCCGCUCGUCGGCGUCGGUCGCGCGCGACGAGACGUUCCCGCCCGAGAUGGCAAAGGUGCCGCUCGCGACCAUGUACGACGCCCUGCGCGAGCUGUCGGCCGUCAAGCAGGAGGACGACGUCAAGCCGAGCAAGGACGGGUGCGUCGUCUACUGGAGCCGCAACAAGGACCUGCGCCUCGACGACAACACGGCCCUGUCGUACGCGUCGGCCGUCGCGCAGGACCUGCACCUCCCGCUCGUCGUCCUCCACAUCUUCUCGCUCGGCGACUACAAGUCGCACGACCGCUCGCCUCGCCGCAUCGACUUUCAGCUGCGCCAGCUCGCGUACCUCCAGAAGGAGCUCGCCAAGCUCGACAUCCCGCUGUUCACCAUCACGCACGAGGGCAACCGCAAGGAGGUGCCGGCGCUCGUGUGCGACAAGCUCGACGAGUGGCGCGCAACGGGCCUGUACGCCAACAUCGAGUACGAGGUCGACGAGCUGCGGCGCGACACCGAGAUCCUCGAGCGCACCAAGAAGGCGCGCGAGACGGGCAAAGGGUGGCAGGGCCAGGUCGAGCUCAUGCGCGACUUCUGCAUCGUCGCACCGGGCCAGGUCCUUACCAAGCAAGGCAAGCCGUACUCGGUCUACUCGCCGUACCAGCGCUCGUGGCUCGCCGAGAUCAACUCGCACCUCGCCGACUACAUGCACAAGCAGAACGGACCCGUCGUCGCCAACGCGUCGUCGGUGCGCGACCACGCCGUCCUCGGCCCCAUGUUCGCCCACGAGAUCCCGACCUCGCUCGCCGGGUUCGAGCUCGAGGGCGGCGACGACGAGGCGGCGCGCAUGCGCAAGCUGUGGCCUGUCGGCGAGGGCGUCGUCGACGGCAUCAUGCGCCGGUUCCUGCGCACCAAGAUGCAGCCGGCCAAGUUCUUCGAGGCGCCGCUCGAGAGCGAGGGCAACGAGGUCGACGACCCGAAGAAGAAGAGCAAGAUCGGCGAGUACUGCGAGGGCCGCAACCGUGUCGACUGGGACGGGACGAGCCACAUCAGCCCGUACCUCGCCGCCGGGCUCAUCUCGCCGCGCGAGUGCAUCCGCCAGGCGUUCAAGCUCGCCGGCGGCAAAGAGCUUCCCGGCGGGCGCGACACCGGCAUCGGGAUGUGGGUCCAGGAAAUCGCGUGGCGCGACUUUUACCAGGCCGUCCUCGUCGCGUGGCCUCGAGUGUGCAUGAGCCGCCCGUACAACCUCAAGUACGACGGGACGGUCGACUGGGCCGAGGACGCAGGUGGCGAGAAGCUCAAGGCGUGGAAGGAGGGCAGGACCGGGUUCCCGAUCGUCGACGCCGCCAUGCGCUCGCUCAAGGAGCAGGGCUACAUGCACAACCGCUGCCGCAUGAUCGUCGCGUCGUUCCUGUCCAAGGACCUCCUCAUCGACUGGCGCGAGGGCGAGAAGUUCUUCAUGCAGUCCCUCAUCGACGGCGACCUCGGCUCGAACAACGGCGGGUGGCAGUGGAGCGCCUCGACUGGGUGCGACCCGCAGCCGUACUUCCGCAUCUUCAACCCGGCGUCGCAGAGCGAGAAGGUCGACCCCGAGGGCGAGUACAUCCGGCACUGGGUGCCCGAGCUGCGCAAGCUCAAGGGCAAGACGAUCCACGACCCGGCGGCCAAGCUCACCAAGAAGCAGAUCCUCGACAUGGGCUACGUCAUGCCCAUCGUCGACCACGCAAAAGCGAGGACGACCGCGAUCGAGAAGUACAAGGAGGCGGCCGCGCGCGCUUGA
Molecule: messenger RNA, 1950 nt
Organism: Rhodotorula graminis WP1
Lineage: Eukaryota; Fungi; Basidiomycota; Microbotryomycetes; Sporidiobolales; Sporidiobolaceae
Exons: 9
Coding region: 1-1950 (649 amino acids)
Biological process (GO): entrainment of circadian clock by photoperiod; circadian regulation of gene expression
Cellular component (GO): cytoplasm; nucleus
Molecular function (GO): DNA binding; FAD binding
Source: RefSeq, a predicted model, not a curated record